AUGCUGUGUUCCCUGCUCCUCGUUUUCGUGGGUGCAGUCCUCCCCUUGGGGAGUGAGGCACGCCCGGAGUUCACAUGGAGGAAUGAACAGGAACCUGUCGAUACGUGUGGCUACAAUUCCUGUCCUCAGACACGAGACGACAUGUUGAACGUCCAUUUGAUACCUCACACACAUGACGACGUUGGCUGGCUAAAGACGGUUGAUCAGUACUAUUACGGAGACCAAAAUUCUAUUCAGACUGCUGGGGUACAAUAUAUCUUAGACUCCGUUAUUCCGGAGUUGUUACGGGAUCCAUCCAAGAGGUUCAUCUAUGUGGAAGUUGCCUUUUUCGCCAGGUGGUGGCGGGAACAAAACAACGUUACGCGCGAAAGCGUUCAAAACCUCGUCAAUCAAGGUCGACUAGAAUUCAUCCUAGGCGGUUGGUGUAUGAACGAUGAAGCCUCCACUCAUUACAACGCCAUUAUAGAUCAACACACACUCGGAUUUGAGUUCCUCAAACAUAAUUUCGGAGACUGUGGACGACCCCGCGUUGCUUGGCAAAUAGAUCCCUUCGGUCACUCACGGGAGCAAGCGUCGUUAUUUGCUCAGAUGGGCUAUGAUGGACUGUUUAUUGGCCGUCUUGACCAUGCUGACAAAGACGUCAGGUUGAACCAAACGAACAUGGAAUUCGUAUGGCGAGGUAGCCCAAAUAACCUAGGUAAAACGGCCCAGCUGUUUACUGGUGUGUUGUAUAAUGGUUACGGUCCUCCUUCGGGAUUCUGUUGGGAUAUUAACUGUAAGGAUGAUCCAAUAAUGGAUGACGAUCAUCUUAAUGACAACAACGUGAAGCAGAAGGUUGCAGAUUUUAUCAAGGCUGCACAUGAUCAGAUGAAACACUAUCACACCAAUAGCAUCAUGAUGACAAUGGGGUCGGAUUUCCAGUACCAAAAUGCCCACACGUGGUUUAAAAACAUGGAUAAGCUAAUCAAAUACGUCAAUGCUCAGCAAAGUAACGGAAGUGACGUCAACGUUAUGUAUUCUACACCGUCCUGUUACUUGGCGCAGAGGAACCGUCUGAAUCAACUAUGGAACUCCAAGUCGGACGAUUUUUUUCCUUACAGUGACCACCCUCACAGUUACUGGACCGGCUACUUCACCAGUCGACCAGCUCUUAAGGACUAUGUCAGGCGGACAAACAACUUUUUACAGGUGUGUAAGCAGGUGUCAGCACUUGGGUUCUACAGAGGCGAGCAAGUUAAUACAUUACGGGAGGCUAUGGCUGUGCUUCAGCAUCACGAUGCGAUUUCUGGAACAGAAAAACAACAUGUAGCAAAUGAUUACGCUCAGAGACUGGCUAAUGGGAUCAACGAAUGUCAGAUGAUAAUGAACGUCGCUUUAAGUGAAAUGCUCACUGUUGGUUCCUCUCUCGGACCUCCACAACAAAGCUUCUGUCCCCUUCUCAACAUCAGCCAGUGCUGGAUGACUGAGAAUCAUAACCCGGUUGUAGUCCUAGCGUAUAAUCCCCUCGGUCGAGAGGUUCAAGCAUACUUCAGGAUACCAGUUAUAGGUACCAACUUCUACGUCACGGACAAAGAUGGCACUCGUCUAGAUGUACAGUUUAUCCCAGUGUCUAAUGCUACACAUAAGAUCCCUGAACGAAAAGGAACUAUGGCUGACCACGACCUAGUGUUCAGAGGACCUCUUCCGGCCGUCGGAUUCUAUUUGUUUUUCGUUCUAGAAACAUUUGAUCAAAAAGAAGACGCCCCAGUUAAAGAGAAUAUUGUUAAUGAGGCAGAACCCAAGGCUGACAUAAUAUUGAAAAACGAGCAUUUAAGCCUGACAUUUGAUGGAACGACAGGUAAACUGACAAAGAUGCAGCAGCUGGAAGACUCAUUAUCGAUAGGGUUAAAUCAGGACUAUCUGUACUACCUCGGAUACAGCGGUAAUAACAGUAAAGAUGACUUCCAGAACUCGGGGGCAUACAUCUUCCGACCUAACGGCUCAAUUGCCACCAACUUUUCCCAGGCCACCCUUAAGACCAAGGAAUAUGUAACGUUUGGCGAGGCUAUGGUAAGAGAGGUCCACCAACAGUUCAGCCCCUGGGUUUCACAAGUUGUACGAUUAUACGAACACAAGAAGUAUGCGGAAUUUGAGUGGACCAUUGGCCCUAUUCCUAUAGAUGACGGCUAUGGUAAAGAAGUGAUAUCCCGAUUCUCCACCAAUCUGAAUUCUUUUGAUACCUUCUAUACAGACGCAAACGGCAGGGAAAUACUCCAGAGAAGGUACAAUCACCGCGAUACCUGGACUUUGAACCAGACAGAAGAUGUUGCAGGGAAUUACUACCCGGUUAACACUCGAAUCUUCCUUCGGGACGAAGCCAGAAAUAUACAGUUUACCGUCCUAACGGAUCGCUCGCAAGGUGGCGCUAGUCUCCGGCCAGGCAGCCUCGAACUGAUGGUUCAUCGUCGCCUCUUGGCUGACGAUCACAGAGGAGUAGGCGAACCAUUGAACGAGACUGGUUCAGACGGCCGUGGACUAAUCAUACGAGGAAAGCAUUACGUGUUCUUGGAAACCAUUCCUAAGUCAGCCCGUUGUCACAGAGACUUGGCUCUACAACUGUACAUGGCUCCAUCUCUCUCUUUUAUGGAUGGCAAUGGGGGACAGGAGGUGUGGAUACAGAACUGGGGAGUCAAAUGGACGGCAAUAAAAACACCCUUGCCUGAGAAUGUGCAUUUGCUGACCAUGGAGUCAUGGCCUACUCCAGGAACGGAUCCUUUGAGAGACAAUAACUUCCUGAUGAGAUUAGAACAUCUGUAUGAGGUGGAUGAGGACCCAGAACUUUCUCAGCCUGUUACACUGGACCUGAACCAGAUAUUUCAGUUCGGCCUUAAGAUCGAGAAUGAGGUGACAUUAGGAGCAAACUUGCCGUUGUCACAGCUAAGGAGGAUGGGCUGGGAUAUCAUUGUCGACAAACAGGUUCCAGAUACUGAUAAAUCACCGGAUACGACACUUCGAGUAGACAAUACAACCAUUACUUUGAAUCCCAUGCAGAUACGGACAUUCGUGGUGACUAGUUUGGAGGACUGA
Molecule: messenger RNA, 3066 nt
Organism: Ylistrum balloti
Lineage: Eukaryota; Metazoa; Mollusca; Bivalvia; Pectinida; Pectinidae
Product: lysosomal alpha-mannosidase-like
Exons: 25
Coding region: 1-3066 (1021 amino acids)
Biological process (GO): mannose metabolic process
Cellular component (GO): lysosome
Molecular function (GO): carbohydrate binding; alpha-mannosidase activity
Source: RefSeq, a predicted model, not a curated record